Messenger RNA from Mesoplodon densirostris (Blainville's beaked whale), 1895 nucleotides. Its product is annotated as protein LDOC1-like. Bases 309 to 707 code for a protein of 132 amino acids. The transcript has a single exon. The record is from RefSeq and is a predicted model, not a curated record. Lineage: Eukaryota; Metazoa; Chordata; Mammalia; Artiodactyla; Ziphiidae.
GCGGACGGAGCCUAACGGAAGUUUCUGAGCACAGCCACGGCGUCAGAUUCCUCCGCCGAGCGCGGCGCUGCGUCCCUCGGCUCGGCCCCCAGUCUACUCCAAAUUUCCUCUCUGGCCGCCGCCCGUCUGCUUCAGGCCUCCCGGAUGCUGGUUUUCCGGCCAGUAGUCCCGGAGACGCUGCCUGCCGGCGCUCGGGGAUAAGCCCGGCCUGGACUGUGGAGGCCGGACGCGCCGCCGCCGCGACCCCCGGGAACCGCCCCCGAGCGACACGCACUUCCGGCGGCGCGGACGGAACCCGGCGGGCGGUGAUGGACGCGCUGGCGGUCAUGAUGCAGGACCUCCUGACUCAGAACCGUGCGCUGCGCAGGGAGAACAAAGAGCUCAUGGACCAGGUGCGGCGGCUCCUGUGCGAGAAAGCCAACCUGCUGGCCCAGGUGCGCCCGCCCGCCUGCCCAGUGGCUUUUCCCGAGACGUUCAAAGGUGACUCCGCCCGGCUUCCCGAGUUUUUGAUUCAAGCGGCCUCUUACAUGAGGUUCUUUGAGGCCAGGUUCUCGAACGACACCCUCAAGGUGGCGUUUUUAAUCAGCCGCCUCAGUGGGCCGGCCGAGGAGUGGGUUGUCCCCUACAUCGAGAGGGAGAGCCCCAUCCUGUCGCAUUACGAGGGCUUCGUGGACGCGCUGAAGCGGGCCUUUGGCAGGAACGGGUAGGAAACGGCAGGGCUGCGAGCCCCACGGACCGGGUCGUGCUUGGCCGUGACUCACAAAGAGUUCUCCAGUCCCCACCUGCUGGGCCCGACCCUUGCGAGGAAGCCCCGCUACCUUUGCACUCGGCCCAGCAACGCGGCCACUGGCGGGGGACCUGUUAGCAAUUGAACGGACCACCCCGAAUCGCGCCCCUGCCACCUGCCGUCUCUGAAAACUGCUGCUGCCCGCCUUGGACGAUCUGUGCCAGCCUGGGAAGUGCCUGAGCUUGUGUCACACGCCCGGGGACACCGAUUUGGAGACCUCAGGUCCGGAGACAGCUGCCAGGGUUCGCGUGGCUGGCAGAUAAAUAUUGACACUCCUGCCCCAGGAACUUUUUUUUCCCACAUACUUCGUUUCUGUUCUGAAACCACAACAGGCUCAGAGACUGUGCCUUUUAUCAGAAAAGUCCAGGCGCUGAACAAUACAUGGAAAACAUAUUUACUUUUAAAAUGUAAAUAUGUAUCUUACAGCACCAUAUGUUGGGGACUGUACUUGGGGUUACCAGAGAAACAGAUGAAUAAGACCAAAUGUAUAUCUCCACAGGAACACAACUGUGAGAAAAAAUUCUAAGUGCAUAUUCUGAUGUCUGGUAAAAUAAUGCUUUCAUGUGCAGAGAAUGGCAUAUUUGCUUCUUUUAUGGCCUUUUCACAUUACAGUUUUAAAAUACAUGUUAAAAACGUGCAGCUUACAAAGGAGGCAGAAAACCCAACUUGAGCAAUUUCUUUGUUUGCUCCUGAAUCUGGCAAAGAUGGUGUUUUUAAAGAUGGGUGCAGGGCUUCCCUGGUGGCGCAGUGGUUGAGAGACCACCUGCCGAUGCAGGGAACACGGGUUCGUGCCCCGGCCCGGGAGGAUCCCACAUGCCGCGGAGUGGCUGGGCCCGUGAGCCAUGGCCGCUGAGCCUGCGCGUCCGGAGCCUGUGCUCCGCAACGGGGGAGGCCACAACAGUGAGAGGCCCGCGUACCGCAAAAUAAAUAAAGAUGGGUGCAACUUGUAGCAAAAAGAAGGGGGGGCAGGGAAUGGUGCAUUCUUCGAGCUGUAUCCACUCACCUUUAUUCCCCUGUAUUAAAUGACUUGGCUGCUUCCUUUUUUGUAAAUUACAGUUUUGGCCUCAGUUUUUCUUUUGUAAUUAAAGGCAUUACUUGAUCAUUAAAA